Messenger RNA from Ruditapes philippinarum (Manila clam), 3450 nucleotides. RefSeq lists its product as uncharacterized. The record is from RefSeq and is a predicted model, not a curated record. The transcript is spliced from 2 exons. Gene Ontology annotation, molecular function: zinc ion binding. Lineage: Eukaryota; Metazoa; Mollusca; Bivalvia; Venerida; Veneridae. The coding region runs from base 842 to 2596 and encodes 584 amino acids.
AUCCUGAUCAGACUGCACCAAUGCACAGGUUGGUCUCAGGAUCCAUGCUGGUCGCAAACACAAUAUGUUGGUUUUGUCAUGAUGCGGCUCAUUUAUGGUCAUGUUGGUUAUAUCAAAGAUUAUUCAUGUGAAAUAAACUAUAAAAGUGACUGCAUUAUACUUGAAAGAUGUAAAGUUAUUGUGACCCACCAUUUACGCUUGGAUAGGCAUACACCUCUAAAACUUAAACAGAUGAUGGAUUGACACACUUAAAUGCUGAUGGAUUAAUUAAUGUCCCAAAUUGAUCAACAUGUGCUACUUUAAUAGAACUUGAGUAAAUAUACUUGUAUCUCUUAUUAAAAUCGACUGUUAGAUACACAAUAUAAUCGUUUAACAUUGACCUUUCAUUAGUAUGGUUUACCAGCAGUGUUACUUAUAUUGCACUGAAAUUAUUCUUCAGUUACACUAGAGAACAUUAAUUUUCACUGUACAGUCAGGUAGGGUUUUUUAUUUCCUUUUUAAAGGUAACUUUCAUUGAAAAAGAACAAUUUUCGUACAAAUAAUUUAUGAAUACAAAUCAGUCACAUGGUCUAUCCUCUCAAAGCAGAUAAUAUUUCAUUUUCUGUUCAAUAAACUUUGUAAAGCCUUAAGACUAUUAGCCUGGAUUACCUGCCCUUUUCUCUGCGUUCAAUACUAAAAAUUUGUAGUACAAAGGGAACCAGACUUUAUUUGUGACUUAUAAUGUCAUGUAACCAGGAAGUAAAUGCACCAACAUGUCUCGACAAAUAUUUGGAUACAUUAUUAUUGAAUGUGUUUUAUGAAGAUUCAUCAGAGACUUUUUUAUUGAUUUAUCAGAUAAACCAUGGCUGUCCAUGGGAAGAAAGCACCGCAUCCAUAUUUGCCCUCUGUCAUUGAUUCUGAUGAAUACCUGGAGGUCUACUGUCAACCAUGUAACAUUGAAGGAGAAAGGAUUCCUGCUCAUGGCUUUUGUACAGACUGCAAUGAGCACCUUUGUGGAACUUGCUUCAAGCUUCAUAAGAAACAUAAACUCUCAAGAAAUCACACCCUUCUAGACAAAGAAAAUAUGCCUAAAAGAAUGCAUGCACCAACAUCUUCAUCUGUUCAUCUGCAUCAGUCUGAUGAACUAACCAAAGCUUGCUUAAAACACCAAAAAGAAAUGAUCAAAUUUUACUGUCAUGACCAUAAAGAGUUGCUAUGUAGUGUUUGUGUUACACUCCAGCAUUCAGCUACAUUAUGCAAAGUCGACUACAUACCCGACAUUUCUGUAGAUAUUACCGACAGUAAAUACUAUAAUGAUAUCCUUAGAAAUUUGGAUAGAGUAACUGAUCUCUGUAAGAAAAUAUCAGAGGAUACAAGAAAGAUAAUAGCAAAAUCUGAAAAAUCUGUGACAGAUGCAUUGGCGGACAUCAGGAAGUUCAGAAAAGAAAUAAAUCAAAGACUUGAUGAAUUAGAAAAUCAAGCAGAAGAUGAUGCUGAAGCCCUUCAAGAAGAGAUCAGAAUUAAUCUAAAGACAGUGGAGAGAAACUGUGAGGAUACAGCCACAUCUUUGAAGACAACUACUGACUUUAUUAAACGUUUGAACGCAACGGGACAAGCAGACAGAUUAUUCAUGGAAUUGAAGAUGACGGAACAAAUGAUCGAAGAAUGCGAAAAGAAAGUUCAACAAGUGCCAUCAUACAAUUAUGAAGAAUAUACCUUUCAAGCAAAUCAUGAUCUUUCAGCCUUUUUAAAGAAUGAUAUGGCAUUUGGUACAUUUUCCAAGAAACCAGCGGAAGAACCAAGUGUUUCAUCAUCUGAUCAUGUAAGAACCAGACAAGCUAAUCUUCAGACCAAAAUUUGUGUAAAGACAUCAGAAGAUAAUGAGAUAUGCAGAAUAUCAGGUAUGACUCUCUUUACUCCAGAUCUUCUUAUCAUCACUGAUAACAGAAACAAAGCUGUUAAAUUAAUUGAUGUCAGAGGUCAUUCUAUUAUACACCAGAUAGAUGUAGAUGGUAAACCUUGUGAUAUUACAGCUAUUAGCAGUACUGAAUUAGCUGUCACACUUCCGGAUCAGAAAUUGAUUCAAUUCAUAUCAGCAUCCACGAGCAGAUUGUCAAUGAAAACUGCUUUAAAGGUUAAUGGAGAGUGUUAUGGUAUUAGUUGUUACAAAGGGAGAUUAGUUGUGUCAUUCUGUAACCCAGCAAAACUCCAAAUCCUUGAUGUCAACGGAACAGUUCUGACAGAUUUCACAGGAGAAAAUAUCUUCAGCAAUCCGGUAUAUGUUAAAGCUUGCAGUGAUUUUAUAUACGUAUCAGACUGGAAGAAGGGAACAAUUACAAGGUUAAACUGGCAGGGUGAUGUGGUUGGUAUCUACAAUGGUAUGGAUUGUCCUUCCGGCUUUACACUGACAAACAAAGGUACACUUUUUGCUUGUGAUUACAGCAAAGAGGUAGUAGAAGAAGUGUCAAGUGACUGCUCUGAAGGAAACAUUCUUAUGAGUGAUUUAAAGAGACUAGAAGCUCUCUGUUGGUGCGGAGAAACAAAUAAACUGUACUUUAGCACUUUUACUGGUGAUAUAAAAUAUGACAACUUUCUUCAAGUUUACAAGUUGUCAUAAAUAUCUAAAUCCUUAUCAUAUACUAUACUGUAUACAUGUUGAACAUAAAAGUAUUUACUUUGUUUGAAAGUGAACAUAAAUUAAAAUACAAAUGUACGUAAUAUGCAUUUACACUCAACAAAUAAUAUGCUGACAACCAUUACAAAACACCAGUAUAUCCAUCAUGAUAUGUACUCAGUAGUAGGAGGUAUGAGCAUUAUGAUAUAUAACAAACAUCAUGGAUUUCAAUCAUCAUGGAACAUUUUAUUAGGGUUGAUCUUGGGCUGUGGUAGAGUUGGUCAAAAUAGAGGCACUGUGUCCGGAUUUAGCGUUUACCGAAGUCAGUAGCGGUUGUGACCCUGUAAUUUGUUAUUACAUCUCUCAGACGCUGUCGCAUGGACCUCACUUAGUGUUGAAUUGUUGGUAUAGUGAUGUUCUGCCAGUCCUGGCUCACACGUUUUGCAGUUGCUGUGGACGACAUGUAAGUCUCAAUCGGAGCUUAUCUCACAUGUGCUUGAUGCACUUCAUAUCGAUGUACACCGCAGGCCACUCAAGAAUGUAGAAUUGUGCAGACAAAUUACCUUAAAUCAAAGCAAACUCCAAACGAAAGUCAUGUCCAAUGACUCCCUAAACUGAUCACACUACAAUACAGGCGUACAUCGGUACAAACUCUACCUUCGCCUAAAGACUUUUGUUAUAUUUUCAAACAGCCGUUUAUAUAGGGCCAUAUAACCUGUCAAAAUUCUUUAUAACUAAUAAAAUAACAUUUAAGUUAAUUUUUAUUUUUUUGCUAAACCUAGUGAUUUUUUGUGAUUACAAUUGUUCUUGUGAAUUCAUAUUGUCUGAUUCAUAAAUUAUGUCCAAAAUUAAAAAUA